UCCUUCGUGCCGCCCUGGCAAUGGUGGCAGAGUUUCAGCUUCUAUCCGCCAAAUCGUCUGCUAGCGCCGGGAAAGAGGUUUGAAAUAACCGUAGUUGUUUUGUGAGCCGGCGGUGUGCCCUUGCGGGCCCAUGGUAUCAUCGGGAUGAGCAGUGCCAGCAGGUCCAGGGAGGUGAUCGUGCCCCUCUACUUAGCCCUGGUGAGGCACAUCUGGAGUGUUGUGCCCAUUUCUGGGCUCCUCAAGGCAGGAGAAACAUGGAUGAUUCGGGGUCUGGAGCACCUCUUAGGAGAGACUGAGGGAGCUGGGCCUCUCUAGUGUGAAGAUCGAGAGGGGAUUUCAUUAAUGCAGUAUCUUCCAAUGAACACAAGUUAAACUUCAAGAAGAGCAAGGAAGCAUGUUUAAGUUACAUUCAGGAUGCCUUGCUCCAAAAGCAGUGGAAAAGGGCUGCAGAGUUCCUGACCUGCUAUGUUGAGUCACUAGAGAAGGACUAUUCCAGAGAACACAUAGGUCCAUCAGAGAUGAUUUGGAGAAUAGGAACUGAAAUUUUGUGGCGUCAUUCCCAAAGCAGGAUGAAAGAGUUCAACUGUUUCAUGGAACAGAUGAAAACUUUAGGAGUAAAAAGGUACUUGAAGGUCUGCUUGGAGCAUGUCUUCCAUCUCCUCUGUAAUGGGCAAAUAGAUGAAGCCUACCAGAACCUGUCCCUGGCAGAAAGCUGGAGGUUUGGAGAGCAAACAGCCAUUCGGGAUAAGGAAAUUAAGCUGAUUCAGGCUUACAGGGGACUCUUGGACUACUGUAGCUGGUCUAAGCAGAAGAAAAUCCUGUUAGAACAUGGUGAGGAUGGAUUUGCAGACUUGGCUGUUGAGCAGGAAAUGCACAGUUACUUCCGGAAGGCAGCAGUGAACUUGAAGGAGAUUAUUAAAAUACCUGGAAUCUGGGAUGUCUUUGUGAAAUGCUAUGUGGAUUUGCUGGAGUUCUAUGGAGAGCACAAUGAGGCCCGCCAAGUGUUAAAUGAAUAUGCCUACAACUCAAAGUUCCCUGCUAACCCCAAUGCCCAUGUCUACCUCUAUCAGUUCCUCAAGAGGCAGGGUGAAUCAAAGAAAUCCCUCAUAUCUGCACUGAAGAUCUUGCAUGAUAUUGUUCCUUCUCAUGAACUAAUGAUAGAUUUUAAUACCAUGCUUCAAAAAUCAAAGAAAAGAAAAAAGUGUCAACUGGGACUAGAAGUUAUUUUUGCAGCCUUGGAUUAUGCUGGCUGGAAAGAAAAUGCAAAAGCAUGGAGCUGUUUGGCAAGACAGGUGAAACAAAUUGUAAUCACCGAGAAGCAUCUUGACUGGAUCCAGCAAGAGUGGAACUCCAGGAAGGACUGGUGGCCAGACUUCCAUUUUAGCCAUUACUUGGCAAAAAGGAAUUGGCAGGAAAAUAAAAGCCUUUCACAUGAAAAAGCUCUGGUGGCUGGAAUCCUGCUGGGAAAGGAUUGCAAAUACUUCAAAUAUGUAUCACACCAAGGCUGCAAAGCUCGGCUGAAAAGGUUUCGGAUGCUGAAGAAGUUUGUGACUAGGCACAAUCCUGUCUACCUGAGAAUAUCUGGUCCUCCAGAUUGCUCUGUUCAGCCUUGAUGAGAAGGUGUCCCUAAGGUUCUUGGUACUUUUUCCUCUCUGUAAAACUGACUUUUGUGUUGGUGGUACUCCAAAACCUUUAGGCAGACCCUAUUGACUCAGUACUAGACUUUUUAAAAAUAUAUUUAUGUAAAACCACUUUGGUUGGUAUUUAUUUUAUAAUAAAAUGAAUAUAAAUCAAGUGAUAAUGUCUGAAGAAAGAAUUACAGAAAGAAUUUCUGUAAUGUUACUCUAAUAUUUGUGUGAAAUGCUAACAGUGUUGAUUUCAAAUACAUCUUAAAAGAGCAGAGGCACAGAAAUACUGAGAAAUUCUCUACCUCCUGGAAGAAACUUUUUUUUGCAGUCAUGCCCAUGAGUUGAAAUACGCAGUGUUGCCGUGUUUGGAAAGCAAAUGUUCAUGUGUUAUCACAAACCAGAAUUCCAGUUUCCUUGAAAACAACAACAAAAUGGUUUCCAAAUAAUACUUCUGUUUUAAUGCCGCAUCUGUAGAAUUCUGGAGGGUGAAGUGCUUGAACCUCCCUCUGGGAUUUUGGUCUGGGUUCAGAUAGGUCUUGUGAGAAGUGCCUUAAGUCAACGUAUCUUAAACAUUAAGUGAAAUA
Messenger RNA from Melospiza melodia melodia, 2212 nucleotides. RefSeq names its product TATA-box binding protein associated factor, RNA polymerase I subunit A (gene TAF1A). The transcript is spliced from 10 exons. Lineage: Eukaryota; Metazoa; Chordata; Aves; Passeriformes; Passerellidae. Bases 519 to 1613 code for a protein of 364 amino acids. The record is from RefSeq and is a predicted model, not a curated record. Gene Ontology annotation, biological process: transcription by RNA polymerase I. Gene Ontology annotation, cellular component: RNA polymerase I transcription regulator complex.